Molecule: messenger RNA, 2079 nt
Organism: Acanthamoeba castellanii str. Neff
Lineage: Eukaryota; Discosea; Longamoebia; Acanthamoebidae
Product: glucan (1,4alpha-), branching enzyme 1, putative
Exons: 18
Coding region: 1-2079 (692 amino acids)
Biological process (GO): glycogen biosynthetic process
Cellular component (GO): cytoplasm
Molecular function (GO): cation binding; 1,4-alpha-glucan branching enzyme activity; hydrolase activity, hydrolyzing O-glycosyl compounds
Source: RefSeq, a predicted model, not a curated record
AUGGACGUAGAGAAGAAGAGCAACGCACAGCAGCUGGCCUCCACUGGCGCGAAUGUCCCAGAAAAGAUGGAAACGGAAACGAAGAAGAAGGAUCUUAUGAAGCUGGUGGUGGACGACCCGUGGCUGGAGCCCCACAACGACAAGAUCAAGUGGCGCUACGAGCGCUUCGAGGCCCUGAAGAACGAGAUUGAGAAGGUCGAGGGCAGCCUCGACGCCUUCAGCUCGGCCUACCAGGACAAGUUUGGCUUCAUCAAGCGUCCCGACGGCGUCACCUACCGCGAGUGGGCUCCCGGCGCUGCCGAGGUCACCCUCACGGGCGACUUCAAUGGCUGGAACAGAGACACGCACAAGAUGCAGAAGGACGAGCACGGCGUCUGGUCCGUCUUUGUGCCCAACGCGCCCGAUGGGAUCGCCAUUCCCCACGGCAGCAAAGUCAAGGCGGUUGUCGGCUACCGCGAUCAGCACGGUCAAUACAAACGCGAGGACCGCAUCCCUGUGUGGGCCAAGCGCGUCGUCGAGCACUUCCACGACGGCCAGCGAAUCUUUGAUGCCGUGCACUGGGAUCCUCCGCAGCAGUACCAGUGGAAGAACAAGGCCCCGUCGAAGCCCGCCAGUCUCCACAUCUACGAGACCCACGUUGGCAUGUCCAGCCGCGAGCCUCGCGUGUCGUCCUACGCCGAGUUCAGGCAGCACCUGCUGCCCUACAUCAAGGAGACGGGCUACACCGCCAUUCAGCUGAUGGCCGUGAUGGAGCACUCCUACUACCCCUCGUUCGGCUACCAGGUCACCAAUUUCUUCGCCGUCUCGUCUCGCUUCGGCACGCCCGAGGAGCUCAAGGAGCUGUCUACCUCGACCUCCCACGCCUCCCCCAACGUGGGCGACGGUUUGAACAACUGGGACGGCACCGAGUACCACUACUUCCACUCCGGCGGAAAGGGCAACCACUCUGGCUGGGGCACGCGCCUGUUCGAUUACGGCAAGUGGGAAGUGCUGCGCUUCCUCAUGAGCAACCUCAAGUGGUUCGUCGACGAGUACAAGUUCGACGGCUUCCGAUUCGAUGGCGUGACGUCGAUGUUGUACGUCCACCACGGUAACUACACCUCCAACUGGGACUACGACACCUACUUCGGCGGUGACGUCGACGAAGACUCCGUUCGCUACCUGCAGCUGGCCAACUACAUGCUUCACAAGAACUACCCCGGCAUCGUCACGAUCGCCGAAGACGUGUCGGGAAUGGCUGGGCUCUGCCGUCCGGUGGAGGACGGAGGCGUGGGCUUCGACUACAGGCUCGGCAUGGGCCUUCCCGACAUGUGGGCCAAGAUGUGCACCGAAGACGAGGACUGGAGCAUGCAAGGCAUCGUGUGGGACCUGACCAACCGCAGGUGGAAUGAGGCGACCGUCGCCUAUUGCGAGUCGCACGAUCAGUCCCUGCAGGGAGGCAAGACGAUCGCCUUCCGUCUCAUGGACAAGGAGAUGUACUGGCACAUGUCCACACUGCAGCCUCUCCACAUGACCAUCGAUCGCGGCAUCGCUCUCCACAAGAUGAUCCGUUUGAUUACGCUGGCCCUCGGCGGUGAGGCCUACCUCGCGUUCAUGGGCAACGAGUGGGGCCACCCCGAGUGGGUCGACUUCCCGCGCCCGGGCAACAACAACAGCUACGACAAGUGCAGGCGCAGGUGGGACCUCCUCGAGGACAAGCUACUCAGAUAUCAGCACAUGUACAACCUCGACAAGGCCAUGCUGCGCCUCGCCAACGACCACCCCUUCCUCAACACCAGAGAGUAUGUGAUUGUGAAGCACGAGGACAACAAGCUGAUCACCUUCGAGCGCGGCGAGUUCUACUGGAUCUUCAACUUCCACCCGACCAAGUCGUUCCCGGACUAUCGCGUGGGCGUGACCCAGCCGGGCAAGUACGAGAUCAUGCUCGACACCGACGCCGCCGAGUACGGCGGCCACAGCCGCAUGCAGGCCGGCGUGUCCUUCUUCACCGAGCCCAAGGCCUGGGACGACAGGCCCAACUCCAUGCUCAUCUAUGCUCCCUGCCGAGCGGCGUUGGUCCUGAAGCGCGCCCAGGAGUGA